This is a messenger RNA of Fomitiporia mediterranea MF3/22, 2292 nucleotides long. Its product is annotated as WD40 repeat-like protein. Lineage: Eukaryota; Fungi; Basidiomycota; Agaricomycetes; Hymenochaetales; Hymenochaetaceae. Gene Ontology annotation, molecular function: ubiquitin binding. The coding region runs from base 1 to 2208 and encodes 735 amino acids. The transcript has 14 exons. The record is from RefSeq and is a predicted model, not a curated record.
AUGCAGCAAACAGGGAAGAGACAUGAGCCUAUUGAUAUUGACGACGACUCUGAUGGUGUCGAGGAAGUGACAAAUCCCCCACCGUUGCGUGCAAGGCGGUUGCAAAAGCGCCAAAAGACAGCCAGGGCACAGCAUGGCUCAUCACAACUGCCAAUCGUCCUCGAUGAAAGCAGUGACGAUGGGACUGACAGUAUUGUUGUUAACAGAAAGCUUCAAACGUUGUCAUCCCCUUUCUUGAACUUAGGGACGACCACGUCAAAGAAUGAAUGUUCAGAUGCUGGUCCAUCAAAGCAAUACAGAGAGCUACAGAAAGAACACUUGUCCUGGCAAGGCGCAGGAGCUGGAACUCUAACCCCGGCAGUCAACCCACAGCUCUAUGGACUUGUUGCACCUGCACCCAGCCCUUCACCUAAAAAGCCAUCUGUUUCGCCUGACGUACGCGAACGAUCACCGUCAAUUCUCAUUGAUCAGACGAUGAAAAUGGAACUUGAUCCAGUUCCUCCAUCAAUCUCCGCUAAUCGGUCGUUUCAGGAGGAAGAUGAAUAUAUUUCGGCGGAUGAUUAUUGGGACUGGGUGAGAGGAGACGAUGGGAGCAUGGAUGUGGACGACAGCGACGAUAAGAAUACUAUAGACAUAGAACCUCCUCCGAUGCCUGUAAAAGUGGUACCCAGGAUAACAUUCCGAUCAUCUCGUAAACGGGAGUCAGUCAAAAGUCAAACCCUACCAAGAGCUGGAACUGGGUUACUAUCAGCAAGCUCUGAGCAGUCGAGAGCAAGGCCAUCUCGUCUCUGGGAUGGCUUUAAGGCUGAAUACGCUACGAGUCCCUACAUACACACAACCGUAGACUAUCGCCACCUCAGACAAAGCAGAGGUCUUCUAUCCAGGGCCACGUCGUCGCGAUCAAUUAAUGUUUUCAACUCACACCUCACUGUAUCUUCCCUGCGCCUCAGCGGAGCUCCAUUCAAGAAGACAUCCGGCUCCGUCAACAAAGUUGCACAAUCCCAUGAGUUUAUUGCCGUUGCAAGUCCGACGAAGGGGGGUCAUCCGGAUAGGACAUCCCGAGCUCCUGAAGUAGAUCCGUAUAAUCGGGAUGGUAAUCUCGUUGUGUGGCGCGGUCAAAAGCAUGCGGUCUUGAAUGAUCACAGGAGGACGUGGCCUACCGACAGGAUAUGGAACUGCUCUAAAUACUAUACCGUCAACGACGUUGCAUUCGAUCCUCUCAGGCCGAAUUGUCUCGUAUCUUCCGGCAACGACUGCGUCGUACGAACCUUCGACCUCAAAGCAUGCGACGAUGAGUUCUCACCUGAGUGUCUCAAUACUUUCCAAUAUGCGCACGCGCCCUACGACAUCGCGUUUAAACCGAACUCGUCAAUCUUCGGCGUGAGCUGCUUUGACGGAAACAUCCACAUCCACACCUCCGACACCUCCCGCUUUACACUCGAAGUCGUCAACGGGCGAGACUCGCGCCCAGGAUCCUUCAUCUGGGGUGCUACGUCAUUCAACAGCGGACUUAACGACAUGCUCUUCGCUUCCUCGGAGUCCGAGAGGGAGAACGUUUGUCAACAUACUGCGUUUAACGUUGCUCUGCAAUGUGCAGAUUAUGAGUUGGAUAUUGACGAUUCUGCUGAGGCUAUGGCUUUGGAUCCGCAAGGCCGAGUUCUUGCGCUAAUCACAGAGACCGGCGCCAACAACUCCCACUUCCUCUCCCUCUUCGACGUCGCUCGGGGCCAAGGUACCCGAUGCACAGGCACCCACCUCCAUCCCUUAAAACCUCAUGCCCAACUAUCCUCCGCAAAAGACCCCCUCGAAGUCACCUGCUCGUCAUUCUCCCCAGACGGUAUUCUCCUAGCAAUCGCAAGGACAGAUAACGCAACGCACGUGUAUGACGUUCGGUUCCUCACUGGAGAAAGGCCGUGGGCUGUACUGAGUCAUAAGAUGGUCGGACGACCGAGGGAGUUGGAGCAUGGUGUUACUGGGUUGCACUGGGUUGAGGGGGUGGGGAGGGGGCAGCUUGGGUUGGUUAGCGGUGGAACUGACGGCUGUGUCAGAUUAUGGGAUAUGAAAUGUCCCCCGGCACAUACAGAUGAAAGUAUGGUCCUCGCUGAAGUAGAUCACGACGUUGCUUGCUUUUCCGUGGGUGAUAUAUCCAAGAAUGAGCAUAGAUUAGUUGUUGGCGAUUGCGGAGGCGAAGUCUAUAUUUACGACUAAGAUUUACUAUUGUUAGCUAUCAGUUGCUCUCACACCAUAUGUUGUAUACCAGUAAUAAAUGCAUGUAGCAUACAUAGUACACAU